GCUGCGCCUGCGCCAGAACGGCUGCCUCGCUCCCGGAAGUGGAGAGUCUGCAGAGCGCCGCUGGGUCUGGGUGCCCGGAGGCAGGAGCGCUCGCUGAGGUCACCCGCCAGUCUCGACCGCCAUGUCGGCCUUCGACACUAACCCCUUCGCGGACCCAGUGGAUGUAAACCCCUUCCAGGACCCCUCUGUGACCCAGCUGACCAAUGCCCCGCAGGGUGGCCUGGCUGAAUUCAACCCCUUCUCAGAGACAAAUGCAGCGACAACGGUUCCGGUUCCUGUCACACAACUCCCUGGGCCCUCACAGCCGGCGGUUCUCCAGCCCUCAGUGGAACCAACACAGCCAACCCCCCAGCCCCUGCUUAGACAGGCCAGCAAGUUCCUGCCUACUCGAUUCCUGGCAGUGAGCGAGUUCUCAGAGAGGCAGAUGCUACUAGGCGGAGAUAGUAUUCUCAGAGACAGCUACAUGCGAAAGCUUCCACAGGCCGUGGCAUCUGCAGCCCAGGCAGGCCUGCUUCGGCAACAGGAAGAACUGGACAGAAAAGCUGCCGAGCUUGAACGCAAGGAGCGGGAGCUACAGAACACUGUGGCCAACUUGCAUGUGAGAGAGAACAACUGGCCACCACUGCCCUCAUGGUGCCCUGUCAAGCCCUGCUUCUACCAGGAUUUCUCCACCGAGAUCCCUGCCGACUACCAGCGGAUAUGCAAGAUGCUCUACUAUCUCUGGAUGUUGCAUUCCGUGACUCUAUUUCUGAACCUGCUUGCCUGCAUGGCCUGGUUCUCAGGCAACAGCUCCAGGGGAGUGGACUUUGGCCUCUCGAUCCUAUGGUUUGUCAUCUUCACCCCCUGUGCCUUCCUUUGUUGGUACCGACCCAUCUAUAAGGCCUUUAGGUCCGACAACUCUUUCAGUUUCUUCGUGUUCUUCUUUGUAUUUUUUUGUCAAAUAGGGAUCUAUGUCAUCCAGUUGGUUGGCAUCCCUGGCCUGGGGGACAGUGGUUGGAUUGCAGCCCUGUCCACGCUGAAGGAAGAGUCCUUGGCCGUGUCAGUCAUCAUGAUGGUGGUGGCCGGCUUCUUUACCCUCUGUGCCGUGCUCUCACUCUUCCUCCUGAAGCGGGUGCACUCCCUGUACCGCCGGACGGGGGCCAGCUUCCAGCAGGCCCAGGAGGAGUUUUCCCAGGGCAUCUUCAGCAACAGAACCUUCCGCAGUGCGGCCUCAUCUGCGGCCCGAGGAGCCUUCCAGGGGAAUUAAUCCUCUUUACUCUCUUGCCUCUACCUUCGCCUAUCCUCUCACCUGCCUUCUGAGCUGCACUUUCCGUGGGUGCCUUAUGCAGUGGUUCUGCCCAGCACAGACCUGGUGAAGGUCUCACUGUGGCUCUUCCUCCUUCCUCAGCAACCAGCUCUCCCUGGAAGGGAAGGGAGGGACAGGGACUUUUUUUACACAGAAGAAAAAAAAAAAAAACAAAAACUGUCUUUUCUUCUCUAGUGGUGGUUUGGUAGGAUUCUUUUGUCUCUCCAGAAGCAGUGGGACUGAAGUUCUCUUCCCCUGUACACUCACAGACACCCCCACACACUUGGGAUCGCUAGCUGACCUGGGAUCACUCCAGCUGGAGUUUUCUGCCAGGGUCUUGAGACUCCACUCCUCCCCCAGCAGGCGUGGCCUGAAUCUGGCUCCGCAGCCCUGUCCUUCCUGCCCAGGCUGGUUCACUUUAGGGGAGCUGCAGUCUGAGCAGGUGGAUGGCUCUGUUCCCAGAUCUCUCUGGGGGUCUCCAGGCUUCCCCUGCCUCGUGUUCCUCACUGAUAGAUUCACAGCCCUUUAGGCCCCUGUACCCUCCUGCCGUGGGCAGCACCUUGUGCACUGUGGUUGGUUGGGGUUUGGGGAUGGGGAGAGACAGGAGGACACUGGCCAACCCUAAGUUGUCCUGCCCAGCUGUUGGCAGUUGUCCAGGAGGGUGGGGUCUGACUGUCCUGGUACUGUUUGUUUUGACUUCCUCUUGUCCUGAGGGUCUGCUGCCUUCUGCCUUGGCCUUAAUUUGCACCCCCCAUCCCCAGCAUUAUCUGGCUUGUGUGACUAGGAAGGGCAGCAGGAGUCAGUCCAGAGCUGCAUCCUUGAUGCAGGACUGAGGCACUGAUGGGACACCUUGCGAUGGGUUCCCCAUUCCCUGAGUCUAGGUCACCUUCCACUCACCCUGGGGAUUCCUCAGGAGCUGUGUUUCUGUGACAUGCACCUAGGAGACCAUCGUCAGAACCUGCACUUUGUCCUCCAGAGGCUACAGGAGUUCUCACAAAGCUGGUCACCCCCUGCCUCUCGGACCUGGGCCCACCCUGAGGCAGCCCUCAGGUUGUCUGCCAGCUGGGGCAGGCCCUGAAUCCCUGGAUAAGGGCAGCGACAAGGAUUUUGUAAAGUCCUUUCUGGUUAUUUUUUCUUCAUGUACAAAUGUAUAUGUCUCAAUUUUUGUGCUUAAAUAAAAAAUAAUACAUUUUCAGACA
Microcebus murinus (gray mouse lemur) is the source of this 2484-nucleotide messenger RNA. RefSeq names its product secretory carrier membrane protein 2 (gene SCAMP2). The record is from RefSeq and is a predicted model, not a curated record. Gene Ontology annotation, cellular component: recycling endosome membrane; trans-Golgi network membrane. NCBI's taxonomy places the organism in Eukaryota, Metazoa, Chordata, Mammalia, Primates, Cheirogaleidae. Gene Ontology annotation, biological process: protein transport.